Candoia aspera is the source of this 1442-nucleotide messenger RNA. RefSeq names its product suppressor of cytokine signaling 1 (gene SOCS1). The coding region runs from base 349 to 972 and encodes 207 amino acids. The transcript has 2 exons. Gene Ontology annotation, biological process: phosphatidylinositol phosphate biosynthetic process; intracellular signal transduction. Gene Ontology annotation, cellular component: phosphatidylinositol 3-kinase complex. The record is from RefSeq and is a predicted model, not a curated record. NCBI's taxonomy places the organism in Eukaryota, Metazoa, Chordata, Lepidosauria, Squamata, Candoiidae. Gene Ontology annotation, molecular function: 1-phosphatidylinositol-3-kinase regulator activity.
CAGCGGCAGCGGCAGCGGCACCGGCACCAGCACCAGCACCCGGUUCGGCGCGGAUGAUGCGGCUGCGGCGGCUGCAGCGCCCCGAGCAAGCAGCGCGCACAGGCAGCGGGGCCCGGCCUUGGCGAGCCGCGGUGACCGGGAGUCCCUCUCGCCGGAGAGCUGAGGCGGCGGCGGCGGGGCGGCGGCCCGGCCUUGAGCGGCCCCGCCGCGGCCACCAUCCGGCCCCGCGGCUCCGGACGGGGAAGGCAGCCUGCCGGCGCCGAGGCGUCCGAGGAGAGCCCCUGGACAGCAGCCCCCCCCUGGCCCCCCAAGCGAUGGGAGGCACCUCCAGAGGAUCUCGGUUGUAGGAUGGUAGCACACAGUAGCGUAACGCCUGAGAAUGGAAUUGCGAGGGAGCUGAGAUGUCGGCUUGAGCCCUCUGUCCGGGACGCUCUGCAAGCCCGCCCCCACCCUGGUCUGGGCCCGGCCGGCGCUGUGCAAACCCCGCGGGACACCCACUUCCACACCUUUCGCUCCCAGGAGGACUUUGGCACCAUCUUCCGCACCAGUGCCUUGCUGGACCAGUGUGGCUUUUAUUGGGGUCCGUUGUCCGUUGGCGCCGCCCACGAGAAACUGAAAGGUGAGCUGGUGGGGACGUUCCUCAUCCGUGACAGCCGGCAAAAGAAUUGCUUCUUCACCGUUAGCGUUAAGACGGCCACCGGGCCAACCAGCGUGCGCAUCCUCUUCCAGGCAGGCCACUUCAGCCUGGACGGCAGCAAGGAGACCUUUGACUGCCUCUUCAAGCUGCUGGAACAUUAUGUGGACUCCCCCCGGAAGGUCCUGGUCGCUCCGCUGCACAAGGAGCGCUUGCGGUCCUUGCAGGAUCUCUGCCGCAAAAAGAUCGUGGCGGCUUUUGGGAGAGAGAAUUUGCAGCACAUCCCUCUCAACCCGGUCCUCAGGGGUUACGUGGAGUCCUUCCCCUUCAAGCUGUAAGGGGUGAGCAUUAAGCUGGGGAUGCGCUGGAGAGGAUGGGAGAAGGAGGCAGUUCCGGGUGCUGGAAGCUGGGCGUUCAGUGGGGUGCAAUCCCAGCGCGCCGGGCCAGGGAGCCAAGGCCCGUUUGCGCAUGGAGAACUGUGGGAGAAGCAGAGCCCUUGCAGCGGUGAACCGCAGGUGACACUGGGCACAUGCAUCGGUGUGGAAAGACGUGACGCAAACCCGCGUCUGGAUUUUUAUAAAUGCCCAGAAUCGAUUGUGAGCGCAUCUCAUUUCUGUAGCAGUUCCACUGUAUUUGAACACUUGACCACCAAUGUUUACACAACUGAUAAACUGUUUGCACAAACGGAGGCUCUCAGAAGCCUUGUUGGUAAUUUUCUGCUGUGCAGAGCCAUUUUUGUUACUUUAUAUCUAUUUUUUCUAAAGUUAAUAAUAAACCUUAUUGUAAAGGUUCUUUUUCUAAAAAAAAA